AUGGCGUAUAUGAACCCAUACCCGAUGCCGACUUUGGAGAACCCAACUGCGUCUUACCCGCCCAUGUCGAAUCAAUCUAUGUCAAACCAACCUAUGCCAAACCAACAUAUGCCGAACCAGCCUAUGCCGCACCCGCCUAUGUCGCACCCGCCUACGUCGAACCAACCUAUGUCGUACCCGCCUCCUAUGCCGCACACGAUUAUCUCGAAUGCGCCUAUGCCAAACCCGGCUGUGUUAAACCCGACUACCUCGAACCCAACUCUGUUUAACCCGAGCAUGCAAAUCAUCGAUGAUGACGAAUCAGAUUUUGAGCUUGAGAAUAGGCCUGUGACGGAGAGUUGCGAUGUUUUACGGCGUAAGAUACGCACCUUGAUUGAUAAUGGCGAAAUGAAAGUGGGCGAGUUCCAAAAGGCAGUUGGCAUCACUCCCAAUGCGUACUCGCGAUUUAUGAGCCAGCAUGGGAAGGAGAAGGGAGUUGAGUCUUCUGUAUAUCCGGCAGCGUACGCGUUCUUCCAGCAGCGCGAGAUGGCAGGCAUCAAGACGACCGCGAAUAAGAAGGCGAAGAAGAAUGAAGGAGACGCGGCGAAGGAUAGUGUACCUAGUGUCGAUGAUGUCGAGCUGGAUUUCGAGAAAGAAGAUAAAGUACCCGUAUACGAUACAUGCGACGACGUCCGCAAGAAGAUCAACGCACACCUCAAGAAACCCGGCGUAGCCCAGGCUGCAUUCCUUCGUGCAGCCUCAGCGUCCUUCCACAACCCAUCCAAGACCCUGAACGCGCGCCAACUCUCUGCUUUUCGCAGCAAGAAAGGGGCAUUGAACGGCAACACAUCCGGCAUCUAUUAUGGUUCGUACGUCUACUUUGAGAAGCUACGCAUCAAAGAAGGGAAGCCCAAGAGCAAGAAGAGGCAGGAGAUGGAGGAGAUACAUGCCAAGGAUGGCGGGAUCGACACAAAACAUAUGCAGGACCGACUUACUACCCGGGAGGGUGACCAUUGGCACCAUGAUGCUUAUGGGAGGACGAUUCUCAACGGGGAGAUUCUUGAGUAG
This is a messenger RNA of Alternaria viburni, 1047 nucleotides long. RefSeq lists its product as uncharacterized. NCBI's taxonomy places the organism in Eukaryota, Fungi, Ascomycota, Dothideomycetes, Pleosporales, Pleosporaceae. The record is from RefSeq and is a predicted model, not a curated record. Bases 1 to 1047 code for a protein of 348 amino acids. The transcript has 3 exons.